GAGCCGCUGGGUGAGGUCUGUUGUUGGAACUGAGGAAAUAAUGGAGAAACCCCCGAAAAGUUGAGAGCGAGAAGCCGCGGGACUCGUGUCUUCAGGUCUCCGAAAACCUCUUCCCACCGGGACAGAGCUUUACGUGUCCCCCGCUCCCAUAACCCCGACUUCCCCACUAGCAUGUCCUGCUAGCUGCUAACGCUACACGCCGGGGCACCUGUCUCCAGCCUCUUUGUCUCAGCCACGUCGGCGGCUUCACGUCCUCUUGUUGUCAGUCCUCUCAACUCGGUGGGACAGAUAUCACCUGUCCUGUUCCUGUCCCUCUGUCCCCGCCGUCCUCCCGGAUCCGGACAAAGAAGAUGGACUGAUUCCUGCCUUCGUCCGGAAAUGCCUGACACGAACCCUGUAUGCGCCCCUUUGGAUCUUAUUAAUAACCCCGGAUACCCCCGACAGUAAGGCAUGGCGUCCUCUAAAGCAAAGGUAGGAGUCCACAGUGAGACCCCACCCCUGAAAGACAUCGGUCCACCCGGAGAGACGGGUCCCAACCACCGGAUAUACAGCCUGGAUGACCUGGACACCGUCGCCACCGUCGGCACAGGAACUUUUGGCCGAGUCUUCCUGGUCAAGGACAAGAAGAGCAGGGCCUUCUAUGCCCUGAAGCAGAUGAAGAUCCCUGACGUGAUCCGACUGAAGCAGGAGCAGCACGUCCACAAUGAGAAGGAGGUGCUGACAGAGGUCAACCACCCUUUCCUCAUCCGACUGUUCUGGACCCACCAUGAUGAGCGUUUCCUCUACAUGCUGAUGGACUAUGUGCCAGGAGGUGAACUGUUCAGCUACUUACGCAGCCGCGGGCGCUUCAGCAACAACACAGGCCUCUUCUAUACUUCUGAGAUAGUUUGCGCCAUUGAGUACCUCCACUCCAAAGAAAUCGUCUACCGUGACCUGAAGCCUGAGAACAUCCUGCUGGACAGCGAAGGGCACAUGCGCCUUACUGACUUCGGGUUUGCAAAGAAGCUCUCUGACAGGACCUGGACUCUGUGUGGAACUCCUGAGUACCUGGCCCCUGAAGUCAUCCAAAGCAAAGGUCAUGGCCGAGCAGUGGACUGGUGGGCUCUGGGCAUCCUCGUCUUUGAAAUGCUGGCUGGGUACCCGCCCUUCUUUGAUGACAACCCAUUUGGAAUCUACCAGAAAAUUCUGGCCGGAAAACUGGAAUUUCCUCGCCAUCUGGAUUUCUAUGUCAAAGACCUCAUCAAGAAAUUUCUGGUCAUCGAUAGAGCCAGACGGCUAGGCAACAUGAAGAAUGGAGCAGAUGAUGUGAAGAAGCACCGCUGGUUCAAAGCAAUUGACUGGGAGGCAGUUCCUCUAAGGAAACUGAAGCCUCCUAUAGUGCCUAAAGUUUCCCACGAGGGGGACACCUCCAACUUUGACGUUUACCCAGAGGACGACUGGAAGAAAGACCCUCCUGUGCCUCCGAAGGACUUAGAGAUCUUCAAGAACUUUUGAUCAGUCUGCCUGGUUUAUUUAUUUGUGGAAUAUCCUGAGAAUUGACCCAACAUAUUCUUAACGUACUGUUGCAGGGAGUCACAUUUUAUCUGUAAUAAUGACCUCCCAACCUACCAACUCCAAAUGAUUGAUGCUGUGACCUGUAUCAUACCACAGAGAUAAUUUGCUUUUUAUAUGUUUAUUUAUGUGACCUGAGUCGAACUUUUGCUGUUUUAAAAUUUUUUAUCAUUUUUUUUCUGAGCCUGCUCAUAUGCAAAAAGUGUGGUUCAUUUGAAACCAAAAGACUGUUACUUCCGAGGUUGAAAAAAGAGAAUAAUCAGGUCUUUUUUUAUAUUGUUUUUAUAUUUUCUCUCUUUCUCAAAUGUCAGCUGGCAAGUGGUUACUAAUGUGCAGUUUGGGACUUACUAUACUGUGUGUAGUCACGAGUAGGACACUUUAUUUGAAAAUGUGUGACCAGUAGCACUUGUAAAAAGGUGCCUUACAUCACAGUUUAUUGGGCAUGAUGUCUUGCAAUUCCCUUAAGUUCACAAGAAAUCUUCUGGCAGUACUAAUGGAAAUUGAAUCAUGGGACUGUCAGCACACGCGUGGUGUUGCUGAAUGUGCCGUCUCGUCUUCCACUUUAAAAGUCUUAUAUCUCCCACCUCUGUUAUUUCCUGUUGCACCUCGAAAAACAGCUUUAUUCACAGUCGGGACUUUCUUAUUACAAUAGCCAUGUGAAGUGAAAGGUGCUGGGACGUGGGGCCCUUGACAUCUAGUUAGUCCACCAAGUCAGUUUUCAUCCACAUAUCAGUGUAUCAUGUAGUCGAGGCUUAAAGCAUAUUUAUAUAGUUAUAUUUCAGGACAUUAUUGACCUUUGAAAUCAACUGCAUUCUGAUCUCUCUGUUUGAUAGGCUGCCAUUGAACUUGUUGGUGAGGGAGUGAUGUUUCAGGUGAAGGUGACACCAGUCCUAUACUGAGGGCAUUUUGGAACAGUACUGAUCUGUGAUUACUCAGCCCUCCACCCAUUACAUGCGUUUAACUGGGGGAAAUGGUUGAAGCACAACAGAUACUACAAGGUCGGGGGUUAAGCACAAAGAAGCAGCCUUGAUUUGGCAGGAGUCAACACUUGAAACAGUUCUGUGUGUAUUGCAUGUUUACUCUUAACAAUGCUUGUUAAACUGUUCAGCAGACACCCGAACACCGUAUCACUCUUUAUUUUGCCUCAUCUGUUAUUGUAAUCCCCCCCCCACACUACAUCUGUGUUAUUUGUUUGCUUUCACAUUGCAAACAUGUAUUAUCUGUACCAAAGGACUGAAAUGACCCUCAGUACUAUUUGGGGUAAUGUCAACGUUUGCCAUAUGGACCUAUAGUGCUUUUUUUAUUGUUUUUUUGCUUACAUUACCCACAAUGCUACUUGACCAUAGUUGGGUAGGGACAUUUCAGAGGUGUGUUAUGCUAAUUAUGACUCAUAAAUUGUUGCCUUCAGGGCUCUCUGCUGACAUGAACACCUAACUAGGUAGUUUUGUUGCCUAAAUCUAAACAAAGUCCUGUUUGACUCAUUACAUGUGGACAUUCUAGCCCUUGAUACUACCUCACCUGAUUUCUUAAAGCCUCCUCUGGCAGAAGCCUUGGAGGCCCACUGCUCCCACGGCUGCUUGGAGAAGCUAAUGUAUCCCACAGCGGAGAUGAUAGAGGUUAAAGAGGUCGGGUAAGUCCACAUCCCCUGAUAUCUUUACUUUCAGACUUGUAUUAUUCAGAUCCAACCAUCACUGUCUCAAGUGACAUUACUUGAGGUUAUUUCUCAGACUCCAGAUGGCUCCCUCUGGACACAUGAAAGGCAUGUACAAGUGUUUUCACACAUGCAUUCAUACUGCCCAACAUCUGGAGGAGGACUCGUAAAAUUAGAUACUCACAAGUACAACCCCAGAACUGUAUACUCAACUAAUAUAUAUGUCAAAUAGCAUGAGGUGUCUUUCCAAAUCAUGUCCACACAGAGGGACUUAAAGGGUGCAAAAACACAGUUUUAAUAAAUUUGCAGAAUAAAUCUUUGCUUGGCAUUUAAGGGAUUCGAAUGUCGCAGGAUUUCUUCUUGAAAGUUUAAAAAUGUGAAUACUUUAUUUGGCAUUUCUAUACUAACAUUUCUGUUCACAUAUGUCAUACUGCCUUUACAGAAUCAAAGUAUGUUCUAACCUAUUAAAUCAAUAUCAACACGGCCAA
Messenger RNA from Limanda limanda (common dab), 3690 nucleotides. It is a transcript of the gene prkx, whose product is annotated as protein kinase X-linked. The record is from RefSeq and is a predicted model, not a curated record. Bases 451 to 1494 code for a protein of 347 amino acids. The transcript is spliced from 8 exons. Lineage: Eukaryota; Metazoa; Chordata; Actinopteri; Pleuronectiformes; Pleuronectidae. Gene Ontology annotation, biological process: protein phosphorylation. Gene Ontology annotation, molecular function: ATP binding; protein serine/threonine kinase activity.